Molecule: messenger RNA, 3142 nt
Organism: Gadus chalcogrammus (walleye pollock)
Lineage: Eukaryota; Metazoa; Chordata; Actinopteri; Gadiformes; Gadidae
Product: B-cell receptor CD22-like
Exons: 11
Coding region: 430-2424 (664 amino acids)
Source: RefSeq, a predicted model, not a curated record
UGGAGAGUUAGGUACUCAUCUAGUAAUGUCUGUGCUUUAAGAGGAGCAACGGUUGCCAUCAGCUGCACUUAUGAAUACCCUGACAACGUACAGUACCGCCCUACCACAGUCAGAACACUGUGGUUGACAAAAGGAGACAAGUAUCAGCCAGUUGAUCUGGAACACAAUACAGACUAUACAGGUCGUGUUGAAUCCAGCUGUGGAGAGGUCAGAUGUACCAGGUCCAGAUGUCAUGGAACAUGUACCCUGAGAAUCAAAGACCUGAGACAGAGUGACUCUGAUGUCUACAAGUUUAGCUUCACAACAAACCAACCAGAUGGGGAAUAUACUGGUGACCCUGGAGUGACGUUAUCUGUAACAGAUCUCCAGGUGAAGGUGUCCUUUCUUGACCCUACCAGUCCUACCUGGGCAGAGCUGGAGUGUCACAGUAUGUGUGAUCUAGGUGGUGACCCUCGCUACACCUGGUUCAGGAAUGGACAGAACGUAAGACGGGUAGUGAAGUCAAGGGGCUACUUUAAGUCUGAAGGAAGCUAUUCAUGUGCUGUUGAAGGAUACGAACAACUCGGGUCUCCUUUAGUGUCGUUUGAGGGUAAUGGUGACUGGACAGUUACUUACUCAUCUAGUAAUGUCUGCGCUUUAAGAGGAGCAACUGUUGACAUCAGCUGCACUUAUGAAUACCCUGACAACGUGCAGUACCGCCCUAACACAGUCACAACACUGUGGUUUACUAAAGGAGACAAGUAUCAGCCAGUUGAUCUGGAACACGAUACAGACUAUACAGGUCGUGUUGAAUUCAGCCGUGGAGAGGUCAGCUGUACCGGGUCCAGAUGUCAUGGAACAUGUACCCUGAGAAUCAAAGACCUGAGACAGAGUGACUCUGCUGUUUACAAGUUUAGGUUCACAACAAACCUACCAGGUGGGGAAUAUACUGGUGACCCUGGAGUGACGUUAUCUGUAACAGCACACCCAGACCUCCAGGUGAAGCUGUCCUUUCCUCACCCUACCAGUCCUACCUGGACAGAGCUGGAGUGUCACAGUAUGUGUGGUCUAGCUGGUGACCCUCCCUACAUCUGGUUCAGGAAUGGACAGAAUGUACGUCAGGGAGUGAAGUACAGGGCCUACAUUCAGUCUGAAGAAAGCUAUUCAUGUGCUGUUGAAGGAUAUGAACAUCAACACUCUCCUUUAGUGUACGCUCCAAAGACCCCCUCAGUGACCCUGAGUCCCUCUGGAGAAAUAAAGGAGGGCAGUUCAUUGACUCUGAGCUGCAGCAGUGAUGCUAACCCAGCAGCUACCUACACCUGGUUCAGGGUUAAUGCAGAUCAUUACUCCAGAGUGAUGAAGAAGGGACCACAUCUCGUCUUUGGACCCAUCAUGUCUGCAGACUCUGGACAAUACUACUGUCUAGUUCAGACUGAGCUCAGGACAAAAUCUGAGUUCAUCUUUCUAACCGUGAAAUAUGGUCCUAAACACAUAUCUGUGUUAUCAAGUCCCUCUGGUGAAAUAGAGGAGGGCAGUUCAGUGACUCUGAGCUGCAGCAGUGAUGCUAACCCAGGAGCUACCUACACCUGGUUCAAGAACAACCAACCUCUGCUCUGGGAACCACCUCAUACCUUCCCCUCAGUCCGCCCUGAAGACAGAGGAACGUACCGCUGUCACGCAGAGAACAAAUACGGACAUCUGAGCUCUAACUCGAUAUUCUUAAAUGUUACAUAUGCUCCAAAGACCCCCUCAGUGACCGUGAGUCCCUCUGGUGAAAUAGAGGAGGGCAGUUCAGUGGCUCUGAGCUGCAGCAGUGAUGCCAACCCAGCAGCUGAGUACACCUGGUUUAAGGAACAUGAAGACUCAGUGAAAGAAUUAGGACAGAACUACACCAUCACUAAUAUCACAUCUGAGCUUGGGGGAAACUAUUACUGCCAAGCACAUAAUGCAAUUGGGAGUCAAAACUCCACCUUUUUGAUAAUUAAAGUGACAUCAUCACAUAUAGCAAUGGUAGCUGUACCAACCAUUGCUGUCCUACUGGCCACCGUACUCCUCCUCGUCUUCCUCUGGAUGAGAAGAAAGAGGGCCUCCAGUAAAGCAUGUGGACAGGGAGGAAGGCCAGAUACCGUGGAGGAGCCACUACCAGGUCCUGUGUAUGAAAACGUCUCAGCUCUGAUCAAUCACUUGGCUCCUGCAGCACAGAGAGAACCAAUAGAAGAGCAGGAUGACCAUCACUAUGCCAGCAUCCAUACCUCUCGUUCAGAGAACCAGGAAGUUCCUCGCUGUUGGGUUGGCUCUAAUGUCCAAUCAGACCAAGCAGAUGCUGUCUUUUAUUCUGUGGUCAACAUUAAGAGACCAAACGCUGUCCCUGGAGAGAGUGACCAAACAGAGGCGGCAGAAACCUCAGAGUUGUACAGCACCGUAAAAAAACACCCCAGAUAUUGAAAGAGUUGUGGCAGCAGGAUUUAAAUAGUGGUACUAGGUAGAGUGUCUCAUCCAUUUAGUUUAACAGGACAAUACGCUGGCUGCAUGUCCUAUGGAAAUGAAUUACAUGGAAUGAAUACUUGCCACUACAGAUCAUUCAUGACCUGAUUUAUUUGACUUAUUUACCGUAUUGUGUAUGUUCCACUUGUGAUGGCCCCAGCGAGGCCACAUGUUAUCCAGGGCCUCUUGCUCUUGAGGAUAUAGCUCUGCUUCAUCGCUACCACCUGCUGGUUACCAGGAUGUUCUGCACCUGUGAGGGGAGGUCUUAGCGGUACCAUCUGCUGGUGACCAGGAUGUACUGCACCUGUGAGGGGAGGUCUUAAGGGACAAUACAUGCCUGGGUUGGUUAGCUUACCAUCUUAGCCAUCUCCUGGCUGCACUUAAACAUAAUUUUACAUAGAAUUGCCUCUGUCUAUAGCUUUCCACAUUUUAAUAACAAAGAAAUGUUCACCCAUACAGAGUGAGACCCAAACUGAUGUUGGGGUAUAUGUGGCUGGCUGUACAUAGGAGAAAUGUUGGGUAGUCUUAUGUGGGCCUACAAUGCUGUUUUCUACUUGUGCUUUAAAUGGGAUCUUUCAUUUGUAUGAACUUGCCUGAGGUAGACGUACCACACCAUUACAUUAAGUAGACGUUUACGUUUUCAAUAUUCUUAGCCAGAAUGUAUUCCCUGAGGAGCAAU